AUGGAGUACUUGCAAAGGGAAUUUAGUCAAUUGGGUUUAAAUAAUGAUUUCCAUUUUCUUCCAAGGUGUAAAAGACUAGGAGUGAUGCAUGUGUGUUUUGCUGAUGAUUUAUUGAUGUUCUGCAAAGCUGAUUUGAAGUCAAUUAAGUUACUGCAGGAUGCAUUUCUGAAAUUUUCAAGAGCUUCAGGCCUUCAAGAAAAUCCAAAUAAAAGCUCAGGUUACAUAGCAUGUAUAAAUGAGAGGAUGAAAGAACUUAUCUUGCGGGAGUUGGGAUAUAAUGAAGGAAGCCUACCAUUUAAAUACUUAGGGGUACCAUUAGCUCCUAAAAAGCUAUCUAACCAACAGUGCCGGCCAUUGGUUGAAAAGAUCACUGCAAGGAUCAGUUGUUGGACCUCAAAAUUAUUAUCAUAUUCUGGAAGAUUCCAGCUCAUUAAGUCAGUGAUUUUUAGGAUGCAGUCUUAUUGGGCUCAGAAGAGCUUUGGUAGUAUGGACAGAGUUUGUUUACCACAAACAAUGGGAGGUUUGAAUGUGAUAAACCUUUGUAACUGGAAUAAAGCUGCAAUAGUGAAGCACCUGUGGGCAAUCACAAAGAAGAAAGACUGCUUAUGGAUUCGAUGGAUCCAUUCUUAUUACAUAAAGAACAGGAGCAUUGACACCAUGACUAUACCUAAGAGUGCAGCUUGGGUAGUAAGGAAGAUUAUUGAACAAAGGAAGUUUAUACUGAAUUUACCAAGUUUACAAGGCAAUGAGCAAGAAAGACUGGAGUCCUUACAGAACACAAAUGGUAAAUUCAGUAUUAAGAAGCUCUAUAACUUGCAAACUCCUCAGGGUCAGAAGGUAUACUGGAAAAGUCUGAUCUUACAUCCUCAUAUACAUCCUAGACACAAAUUCAAUCUGUGGCUAGCCAUACAAAGGAGACUACCAACAGAUGAUCGACUGCAGAAAAUUGGUAUUCAAGUAGCUCAGAUUCAAGCUUGGGAGGAGGAGCUGCACUGGGUGGUUUAUCAUGCUAGGAAGAAGAAAGGGAUUGGCAAUAUUAUUGUAGCAGUGUUUGGCAUGUUGAUAUACAGUUUAUGGAGGCACAGGAAUCUGCUCAGAUUUCAAAAUGGAAGUACUUCAGCAGCGCAGAUAUGCCGAGAGAUCACUACAUAUGUUCAUAUUAAAAGCCAUAUACACAGCAAUUGGCAGGAACACAUGGAAGCUUUGAACAGAUAUCCAUAG
This is a messenger RNA of Nicotiana attenuata, 1221 nucleotides long. RefSeq lists its product as uncharacterized. The coding region runs from base 1 to 1221 and encodes 406 amino acids. The record is from RefSeq and is a predicted model, not a curated record. The transcript has 3 exons. Lineage: Eukaryota; Viridiplantae; Streptophyta; Magnoliopsida; Solanales; Solanaceae.